This is a messenger RNA of Suillus bovinus, 2190 nucleotides long. RefSeq lists its product as uncharacterized. The record is from RefSeq and is a predicted model, not a curated record. Bases 1 to 2190 code for a protein of 729 amino acids. NCBI's taxonomy places the organism in Eukaryota, Fungi, Basidiomycota, Agaricomycetes, Boletales, Suillaceae. The transcript has 3 exons.
AUGAACUUGUCUACAUCACCUAUCGAAAACCACUCUCUGACAGCUAUAAUGCCAAUUCUUUCACACUCCUUUGAAGAUCUCAAGUUUUUGUUGUCCCCACUUCUCGUUCCUUCCGACACCAUUCGAGAAGUCAUUUUGAUCUGCCCACAAGCAAUCCUUUCUGAUGCGCGACGGGUACUCGAGAAGAUCCUAUCAAACAGCGACACCGUUGACCACCCCAAUAUCUCACUACUACCCUAUACAAGUUCUUCGUUCUACACCAGUACACUUACAAAUGCUGUGUUUCGAAUUAGAACGGAAUGGGUUCUUGUUCUCGACAACCAUGGUCUGCAAGGCCUCAACAGUGAACAGCAAGCUUAUUUACUCUGUCCACUGUCUAUUUCCCUACCAGUAGGACCUAAUGGCUUCCUCCGGUUUCCUGCCAAUUCCAGUCGUAUACUUGCGACUAACCGUCUCGAGCCUGCCGAAUAUCUCAUCCCUCCCUUCGUGGCACCCACCCAUCUAUUCACUCGCACUUUCUUACAUCUUGCUGAUUCUGAUCCUUGGCUUGCUUUUGGCAUGCACGUUGCGAAGACUCAUAUCGAGAUGAUAGGAGGGUUAGUUCUUCCAUCCGAUAUCAGCAAUUGUUGCGAACAAAAUUUUCACCUUCCAUGCCUCGAAAAAAUUCAGAUAGAGCACAACCAGACAGGGAUUCUAUCAGCGGACAAUGGCAGUCGUACGCAAAAACGACCGGCAUCAGCUUCGGGUCAUUUUGUUCUGGUCGUUCCUCAUCUAGAAGAUCUCCAUGCCUUCGUGCCUGUUCUCUGCAGACUCCAAUCCGUCGGUCAUACUAUAUCGGUCUUACUAUACCUGGCGUCAUCGAGCGAUGCCAUGUAUUGUUCUUCUGAGAACUGCACUCUUCAGUACUCGACCCUUUCUCACACCGCUCCGACUUUGCAUAAAUGGCUAGAUUCUUUGGGUGCUUUGCCCGAUGUUAUCUUCACUUUGGAUGUUCAAGAUUUUGUGUCUGUCACAUUCACGAUGGUUCUUCUACACGAGCCCUACCGUAAAACCACGUUGAUUAGAUUGCCUCGAACGGACAUAUCACACUCCGAUUGGAUCGGUUCACUCACCCUUCGUGAACUUCGCAACUGGAACAUACCCGACAUCACCAUCAGCGUCAUAACCGAUCAUAGACCUGACUCCUUGCAACGGUUGCUAACGUCCUUGACCAGUGCUCGAUACUUUGGAGAAAGAAUCGGAAUACGUAUCAAUAUGGAGCAAACUGCCGACCUCGAAACCUUGAGGGUCAUACAAGAUUUCGAAUGGCCUCAUGGCGACGUCUUUGUCCACCACAGGGUCAUACAUGGCGGUCUCCUCCCUGCUGUCGUCGAGUCAUGGUACCCAAGUUCUGACAAUUCUUAUGGCUUGCUUCUUGAGGAUGACAUCGAGGUGUCUCCCCUAUUCUUUGCGUGGAUCAAGAUGACUGUCUUGCGAUACCGGUAUGGUGGACCCGAGAACAUCUCGCCCUCUGUGUUUGGCAUCAGUCUUUACCAGCAAAAAAUGAUCGAGCUCAGGCCAGAAGGCCGGAGAUCCUUCGAUGCUAGGGCACUUUUUACCACCGAUGGUAUUCUGAACCCUAGUACCCCAUACCUGUCCCAGAUACCCUGCAGCUGGGGUGCGGUUUACUUCCCAGAGCACUGGCGUGAGUUUCACGACUACCUCUCAAUCCGCCUCUCCGAAUACUCUAUGAAAAUACAAGAGAACGUCGUUCCCGACAUCCGCUCCAACAAGUGGGUCAAAUCAUGGAAGAAAUACUUUAUCGAGCUAGUCUAUCUUCGUGGCUAUGUUAUGCUCUACCCGAACUACGCCAACUUCACAUCACUGUCGACUAAUCACCUCGAGAUUGGCUCACAUGUCAAAAGCCAGCCAGAGGAGGAAUACUCCCGCAAGAAAGGGUUGUUCAUGCUUCCCUUAAUGCCGUUGACGAAUGCCUCGAUGCCACUUUACCCCGGUCUGCUUGACUUGCCAGGGCAGAAACUCCCUUCAUUAUCUUCCUUACCUGUUCUAGAUCUCGUGGGAAAGCUCUGUUCGGUAUCAGAACUGUUGGAACGAGGCACUAAGCGUCGGACGGAGCUUACUGGCUGCAGUGCUACCACCCCUUUGACCUACGAUGCUCGUGAGCUGAUGUGUCUUCAGGAGUUCACUUGA